Pieris napi is the source of this 2793-nucleotide messenger RNA. Its product is annotated as kinesin-like protein Klp68D. Gene Ontology annotation, molecular function: microtubule binding; microtubule motor activity; ATP binding. Gene Ontology annotation, biological process: microtubule-based movement. The record is from RefSeq and is a predicted model, not a curated record. Bases 253 to 2370 code for a protein of 705 amino acids. The transcript has 12 exons. NCBI's taxonomy places the organism in Eukaryota, Metazoa, Arthropoda, Insecta, Lepidoptera, Pieridae.
UGUCCGCUCGAUGUGGUGUGAUAUGAAAAAGCGGAAUUCGAAUUUUACGAUUUUAUUUAUUUUUCUACAUUGUAAUACACCUGUUUAUAAUUUUAUUGUUUUGAUCAGUUGAUUAAUUAUUAAAUCGUGAAUAAAUUAGUGAAAUUUGUGUGUUGAUUUAAUAAAUUGGUGAUGUUAAACGUGCACCCUGGAUGGAUCGAUAUUUUCUAGAUUGAGUAUAAAAUUUAGCAGCAAUAUUAUAAGUGGUUGAAGAUGGAGAAGUCGGCUAGACCACGAACGGCUCUGAAUGAGUGUGUUAAGGUGGUUGUCCGAUGCCGACCUCUAUCCGAAAGGGAAAAGAACGAAAGUUAUGAAGAGGGGAAGAAACGAGUAAGACACGAAGAAAAAGCCUGGUACGAUCGUCUGUCGACGAAAGCUGUGAACAAAUUUGAUGGCAAAUUACAGGUUGUAAAAGUGUGGCCGGAACGUGGAGCAGUGCAAGUCGACAAUCCCAAAGGCCAGGACAAACUUUUCACCUACGAUGCAGCGUACGACUGCACAGCCGAUACAAAGACUAUUUACGAUGAAAUGGUCAGACCCCUCGUCGCGUCAGUUCUGGAUGGUUUCAACGGUUGCGUCUUUGCCUAUGGUCAAACUGGUACCGGCAAGACCCACACGAUGGAAGGAACUGGUGACGAUGAAGGCAUAAUACCACGAACGUUUAGACAUAUGUGGGCACAUAUAGAGAACACUGCCAGUCCGGAUGUGACCCAUCUAGUGUCGUGUUCAUAUGUCGAGUUGUAUCUGGAAGAUGUAAGGGAUCUGCUGGCCAAGGAUUGUAAGAAGCUCACCAUACGAGGGCAGGAACUAAACGGCUUCUACAUACCGGAGAUGACGUCAAUAGUUUGCAAAUCUGCUAAUGAAAUGGUGAGGCUGAUGAGGGCUGGGAACAGGAACAGAGCAUCUGGGAGGACCGAUAUGAAUGAGCACUCUUCUAGAAGUCACGCUGUGUUCCUGGUGACUGUGGAGACGGCACAUCGCUCGACUGAUAGAAUACGAGUGGGUAAACUGAACCUGGUGGAUCUGGCUGGUAGCGAGCGUCAACGCAAGACUGGCGCAUCAGCUGAUCGUCUCCGAGAGGCGGCUAGAAUCAACCAAGCCCUAUCAUCGCUGGGGAAUGUCAUAUCCGCCCUUGCUGAGAACAGCCCGCAUGUGCCUUAUAGGGAUUCGAAGCUGACUCGAAUCCUGCAAGAUUCUCUAGGUGGGAAUAGUAAGACAAUUAUGAUAGCGAAUAUUGGUCCAGCAUCAUACAACUACGACGAGACUGUAACUACGCUAAGAUAUGCCCACAGAGCUAAAGCAAUCAAGAACAAACCAGUCCGCAAUGAAGAUCCGAAAGAUGCCAAACUACGGGAAUAUCAGGCGGAAAUCGAAAGACUACGGUCUCUCAUCGAGCAACGAAAAGCGAUUGAUAAACGGAAAAAACCACCACGAAUACGCACCAAGGCCACACCUCAGGAGUCUGAGGAAGAAACAGCCAGUCUGAAAAGCGAGCACAUUCUAGCAGAAUCAACGAUAGAACAAGAGAAAACGAAAACGGAAGAACUGGAGCAGCAAAUCCAGGCGUUAGAAGACCGAUUAGUCCAGGGUGGUGGGGGGAAAGAUCUCCUCAACAACUUGAAUGAAAGCCAAGUUAUCCUCCAACAGAGGCACAUGGAGAUAACAGAGAGGAAGAAGAGGGAGAUAGAGAUGCAGCAGAAGAUAGAUUUGGAAGAAGAGACGACGGCGAUAGUUACGAAUACGUUCACAACUCUUCAACAGGAGGUUGAUCACAAAACCCAAAGGUUAAAGCGGUGCCUCGCGAAAUACGCCUCAUUGCGCGAAGAGAUGGUAGAACAAAGGGAAGCCCACGACUCCGAGAGACGCGAGCAGGAGGCUCUGCAGGCGGCGUUGAUAGCGGAGUUGCGGCGUCGGCUUUUGUUGGCCGACAGCUUCGUUCCAGAUGCGGGCAGACCCACCGUCAUGAGGCUUAGAUAUAAUGAUGAUGCUGAUGGCUGGGAGCUGCCUCAGAGCGGCGCCGAGCCCCUAUCAGUCCGUCCAGUAGCGACCCCAGGUGCGAGAAGACCCCACUCAGCGACCGACACCAAUACCCCAAGACGUCGUUCUGAGAAUUUACUGGACUUACGGCCCAUACCCCUGCCAUCCACAGUGCGGAACUACCCCCCGCAGAGGCCCCAGACCACCAUCACCAAGGUGCCUUUUAAUAAGGUACCCAUGAAUAAGUCAGUGGAGGUUCCAGUUAAAAAGGAAGUACCGGAAACACGUCGCGUCAGCGGAAAGCCUAGACCACCAUCCGCAUUACAUAGACUUGGUACCGCUGGUGUGCGGUAGACCCUUUAUACAUAAGCCUUAACAUUGGGCUUAUCUGCUUAUACGAGAUACAUGUAUCACUCGUCUCUUUCUCUCAAAUGGUGUUUAUGCUGUGAUAGACAGAGACGGUGACUAUUCCAAUAGAAUUUAGCGAAAUGGAGUUAAUAUUUUGAGCGGAAGGUCGAUGUUUUCGACAAAAAAAAGAAAAAUAAUGUGAAAAAAUCUGUAUAUUAAUUAAUCUACUCUAAAUUAAUAUUAGUUAAUAGUACCUAAAUUACAUUAUUUAUUAAUUAUGAAGUUAUAAAUUGCAAUCGAUUACCGAUAUUUGAAAAUCGGUUAUCAAAUACAGCACUAUGUAGCCAUAGAGUUUCUCUAUGGUCAUUUUCGUGAACUCGUUUACCGGUUUUUUGAAAUUUGAAUUACAUAGAAUUGUGUGUAAAUGUC